GUUUUGCCUAAACUUAGCUAUAAAUGAUUUAAUUUUCCUUAUAUAAAAAAAAUUGUAUAGUUGCAUUGCGUGAAAUUGGCUGCAAAAAGAAAGUGCGUGUAUGAUUUCAUUAACCUUUAAAGUCAACUUUGAAAAGCUUUUCCUUCGGAGAGAAGAAGGAAGAGUUGUUACAAAAAACUUUUAUAUCUCAUCAAAUAAUUAUGUCGGAAAGCGUAGCACCUUGUAGCUCUCGGGUAGCAAUGUCUAUUGCUUUUAAACGAGCCCGUCGCAAGUUUCCAAAGAACUUCGGGCUGAUGUCUAAUGCAGAAGAGGCUUACGAAAGCUCUGAACAGCAUGAGGAUUCACCUAGUAAGCCGAAUAAUGAACAAGAGCCAAGACAUGUCGAAACUCGUGGGAUAGGCUCGAUAUCAGAUCAAUUAGAGUCGUCGCUCGUCGAUUCUUUAGAUGCAGUCGAAAUUUCCGACAAAGUUGAAAUUCUUUGUGAUCACUGUGAGUAUUACCCAGAGAAUUUCGAAAGUGCCGAUCAGGAAGUUAUCUCGCCCUUGACGUUGGAAGAGAAAAUUGAGCAUAAUUGUGAUCAGAGACAGUCGAACCAUCCGAACGAAUUCGUAAUUGCUUGCGAAGCUUCUGCGAAAAACGACAGGCCAAACUAUGCAUUUCACGAAAGCAAUCGUAGUAUCAACUUGGCUUGGAAAGAAGAAUCAGAUAACUGCGAAAAUAUGGACUCAGACGUCGAAGGCUCAAGAAUUUACGAAAUCCCACAAAAGUUCUACGAGAGACGCAGCGAAUCCACGCCGUCGAGGAGAAAAGCUAAUCACAAGUGCAAAAAGAGUUCGACGCGCUCUUCCACACGACACUCGUGCGGCUCGUACUUCGCACCUAUGAAUCACGCUUGCGACGAUGACGGAUUGCUGCACUCGCCGGAUUGUCCGUACUACAAUCACUACUGCUUUCAUCAGCGCUGUCAUCGAUUUUGCUGCUGUCGCAGUUGCUGUUGCUGCAGUCGUAGCUGUUCUAGUUGCCAGGAUCACAUGGCCAACUCGAUGCACAUCCACGAACCAUCAACGGCAUCCUGCAGAAGGCCAUCGUCUCAUCGCAAAAAGCGAGAAAGGUGCUCCACGUGCCAAAGGCGUUACUCGAGUCCUUCUAAGAUUCCUUCAACUCGACGGGCGGAUACUUGCAGUCGAGAUUCCGGAAUAUUCACGAGCGUGCGCUACGAGAACGAUGACUACGACGAUGGCCUCUCCAACAACCUGGAGCACAAGGAUUCUCUGUGCCUUCUUCAGAAUAAGUACAAAAUGGGAAGUCGCAAGAGAGGCGAGUGCUCGAAGAGAGAGGAUAAAUAUUCGACAAAGAGGCCUGAGCAGAUCGACGGAGCUUCGGAGGAGGAUGAUAAGGAGACGAAGAAGAGCUCGAGCCGGAAGUUUUGUAGACGACUUUUGAAUAGAUGCAGUAACUCGUAUUAAUUUAUUUUUAUAAAUCUUUACAAGUGUCACGCGACGAAUCAAGUAUAGAUCCUUUAAAAUAAUUUUUCUAUCUCUUUAUGCUAAAAUAAAAAUAUUUUCGAUUUUUUAA
Molecule: messenger RNA, 1575 nt
Organism: Nasonia vitripennis (jewel wasp)
Lineage: Eukaryota; Metazoa; Arthropoda; Insecta; Hymenoptera; Pteromalidae
Exons: 5
Coding region: 201-1466 (421 amino acids)
Source: RefSeq, a predicted model, not a curated record